This is a messenger RNA of Porites lobata, 1968 nucleotides long. The record is from the annotation of a GenBank genome assembly. NCBI's taxonomy places the organism in Eukaryota, Metazoa, Cnidaria, Anthozoa, Scleractinia, Poritidae.
AUGAACUGUAACGGAGAAUUCACUGUCACUCUCACUUACAACCAAACUUCAACAAAGGAAACGGUAUAUGUCGUAGAAAGCUUAGCACGACCACUCCUGAGUAGAUCUGCUGCAGUGAAACUAAACCUUCUAUCAAGAUUGUAUGAACUGACAACUGAUGACUACAAGCCAAAAGUGAUGCGUGACUACCCACAGUUGUUUGAGGGACUGGGUACCAGGAAAGAUGAGUACACCAUCAACAGUCCGGAAUAUCCCUAAAUUUAAGGACAGGGCCAACUGGUCAUGCGACACUUUUCAACCAAUGAGAAGGCGCGCUUGUGUUUAUCAACAAACAAAUCAAAACAUCGCCCCAGUGAUCAAAAAUUUUCAAAACAACGGACGGAGUCGGACAGAAUUAAAGAUGAGCUUACAGUACUUGUCUAGGUUUCACAUUUAAUAUUUCAAAGAAAACAUUUCAUGUAAGAGAAUAAGAGCAUUAAUCAUUGCAAGGAAUCAUUGGGGUGUUAGAGCUGAUUCUGGACCGAUCGCAGAGGUCAUGGCUUCACUGGCAUGGCUUGCAAGAUUUUUGAUAGAAGCAGCAAACUGGUCCCGUGUAAAUAUAACCUUAGAGAGAGUGUGAAAAUUUGUUGAGAUCGUACAAAACAGGAUUGGCACUACCUGAUUAACUUCUACGGGACAAGAAUCAAAGAACUAGUCAUCAUAUAACAAGAAUAGAAAGUAGUUCAAAUUUAUUAAUUUUUCUUGUUUGUUUUUUUGUGUUGUUUCGUGUUGACUUCUCGCAUCUGGUGCUUUCUUUGCUUGCUGUAGUACAGUGCAUGUUCAAUGAGUAGCGAAAUACAUCAAUUAAAAUUGAGAUUUGUCUUGUUUCUUUGAUUCUUUUUUAAUGGUGGAUGAACAUUUGGAGAAUCCAACAACAAAAUCUUUCCAGAUUAGUGAAUUUCAGAAACAAAGCGGUUAGUAUCUACCUUGCGCUUAUGAUCUUCAAUUCAUCCCCGCGAAUUCGGCAAAGUGAGGCGAGAUGUUGGAUGUGAAUAUCCAUAAGACUCACAAAGUUGUUUUGGCCUUGAAAAGAAAAAAGUCAAAAGCUCGUACUAAUGCGAAAAAAAGUAAUAACACGGCUCUGUGAGAAACCCGGGAGUGGAAAAAGUCUGUGUUUUGGACCUCGGAAUUCAAAAGUUGUCUACCAAAAUUCUAGGUUGUCUACCAUCCCCACAUUCAACAUUAUAAAAGUUAAUCGAUACGACAAUCGAGGAAAAAUAUCUAGAACUUCGUAAAAAAUCUGUGAAUCGAAAAAAUGAUAGAUACUUGUUCACCUACCUUGAAAACCAAUCAAAAUCUCGCCUAUACAUCGCGUUGUUUAAAAGAUAAAAGAAGAAACAAGCCACAAAAUGUGCUGAAUAUUUUAGGAAACACUUCCAAUAAGGCUUCCGAUACGCUUUCCACUUAAAAAAAAUGUGUAUGCCUCAUGAAAAGUCUUAAAAAUAUGCCUGAGAGCCUCGAAAAGAUGAUUGAUUCUGUCCGACUCCGUCCAUUGUUUUGAAAAUUUUUGAUCACUGGGGUGAUGUUUUGAUCAUCCGAGGACGUGUUUUGAUUAAUUUGUUUGUUGAUAAACACAAGCGCGCCUUCUCAUUGGUUGAAAAGUGUCGCGUGACCAGUUGGCCCUGUCCUUAAAUUUAGGGAUAUUUCGGACUGAUCAAGCUUAAAGAUGAUGCAAAACCCUUUGCACUGACUGUGCCAAGAAAGGUCCCUAUGCCACUGUAUGAAGAAACCAAGCACGAAAUUGAAAGGAUGUUAAAGAGUGGAGUGAUUUCGCCUGUGGACCACCCAACUGAAUGGUGUGCUCCAAUGGUAGUAACCCCUAAACCAAAUGGUUAAGUCAGAGUGUGUGUAGACUUAAUAAAGCUCAAUGAGUAUGUUCAGCGUGAGAAUCACCCUCUUCCCUCCGUGACCUCACCUUGGGAAAGCUAG